Molecule: messenger RNA, 852 nt
Organism: Lecanosticta acicola
Lineage: Eukaryota; Fungi; Ascomycota; Dothideomycetes; Mycosphaerellales; Mycosphaerellaceae
Source: the annotation of a GenBank genome assembly
AUGGCGAAAGACUUACUCCCCCGAGACCUGAUUGAAGCAGCAUUAGAUCAGAUCGAUCUCUUGCGCGCGAUGUACCCUGCGGAAGAAGAGCUGAUGAUUGAAGACCACGUGGAUAAGAUAUUGUCCAACGUUCGACAUUGGUGCGAGGAUGAGUCCGCGAAAAGGCCGAUUGUACCCAGUAAACUCUCCCUUACCUUGAUCUUGCGGGUAGCGGAGGAAUCAGAGAAGCCUCAGAACAUCUCCCUCGGCAUUGAUGCACAGUUCACUGAAGAACCAGCGUUUAGAGUAAGGGUGCGUCAACCGGACUGGCUCACCAAGGCAGAGGCCUCUCAGCUGGCGGCGGGAAUGCCACAAGACGAUGUCCUGUCCGCCAUUGAACAUGUUCGAGAGCAAGCCAAUAUCCACCUGGAGUCUUCUGCGCGCUCAAUCGACUUGGAAAUCAACGAUACAGAUCAACCGCUAGUCCGAGUAUGGUUCUACUUCCCAUCUAUCAGCACAAGAGAAAAGCGAGACGAUAUCGUCAAGUAUGCGCCUGGCUACGGGUUGACUGGCUUCCUUCUUGCGGGAAAGCCGGGCAUACUGUGUCUUGAAGGAAAGCCUCGGGCCAUUGAUGAAUACAUGACUUUCAUCAAGACAGAGUCUUGGGGCGACAUUCCGCCCCAGCACAAGAAAGUCUCAGAGAGACACCGAGAGACCGGUGCUGAGAUGGAAAGAAUGUUUUCAGACAUGCGGGAGAUCACGAAUCAACUGGAGAAGCGGGGCGAGAGAUCCAAUCGAAGCGACAUGAAGGCCUUGGAAGCCUGGCUAGGCGAGAAGGGGUUGGGGGAGUCAUUCUCAAUAGUCCUCAUGUGA